This is a messenger RNA of Helianthus annuus (common sunflower), 2153 nucleotides long. Its product is annotated as protein HAPLESS 2-like. NCBI's taxonomy places the organism in Eukaryota, Viridiplantae, Streptophyta, Magnoliopsida, Asterales, Asteraceae. The transcript is spliced from 5 exons. The record is from RefSeq and is a predicted model, not a curated record. The coding region runs from base 326 to 658 and encodes 110 amino acids.
CCUCUCUCACACCAAAAAUUAAUUUCCCUCCCUCAAAUUAUUUCAUAUUCCCGCUCAUUCAAUUAACCCUUCAUCAAUUUCGCUCUCAUUCUCCCCAAAAAAACCAAUUUCCCCCACUCUAAUUUUUAUCUCUCCAAAAUCUCGUCAAUUGGCUUCACUCUGUUUGAAUACGACCAGUUCACGACUGCACCGACCAAAGACGAUUGUGCUCCUGUUUAAAUCCCGACAUCAAUUUGGCGUUCAAAUCCUCUCCAAAUCAAAGCUUGAGAAAUGCGAAAGGUCUUCGGACGGUCCUCUCAACUGCACCUCAAAAAUCGUCAUCAAUAUGGCGGUUCCUAGGAGUGGUAAAGAAGCGUCCAUUGUGGUGCGAGUGGAUGAGGUGGAAGAGAAAUCGGAUGACACAAUUAAAACGCUUCGGGAUCCACCUGUGAUUACUGUUUACAAAUCUGCAGCGUACGCGCUGCAUGAUCUGACUUAUAUUAGAGAUGUCCCUUAUAAACCUGAAGAGUUUCAUGUUAAGACGCGCAAGUGUGAGUCUCAUGCUGGUGCAAAUAUUGUUGGGCAAUGUGUGAGCUUCAGAGAUGAUCAAGGAUGUGUAAUCGAGCAUACUCAGGUACCACUUAAUUGUAUCAGAACAUAUAUUGUUAUUGUGCUUUAGCAUAAUUGUUUUUUUUUUUUUUUUAUAAACUUUGAAGUUGAUUGGUAGUGUGUUGAUGGGUUAGUAUGAGUUUAUGACCAGAAGUGACAAUUAACUUAAACUUCAAAUACAUCACAACGUGCAUUGCAUCUUUCAUCAUCAUCUUAUGAUUGUUUCAAAUACAUAGUUUAGAAGUUUUGAAAGAUCUUUUCAUUUGCUCAUUUAGUUUUUGUGAUCUUUUGUUUGAUCAUCUCUUUAUGAUGGGCGAUAAAAUGGUAUAAAGAAUAAAUGUGUUUGGGAUUAAGUUUUGAGUAUGAUAUUGAUUCUCUAAGCUGUCAUAAUGACAUUGAAAGCUUCAAAACAUUUUUAUGUUGUUAUGUUAAUGAGAAUGGAACCAGACCAGACAUCUUGCAAGUGCAGAUCAUUUAAAAAACUUAAAAGGUUUUAUAUGCAAAAAUGGUGGUGGAGUGGAUUGAUUGAUUAUAACCCAAUCCUAAAAGCCCAUGUCGGUUUCAGAUUAGGCCCAUAUUAUUUACUAAUAACAUCGGUGACUCAAGCUUGAGCUGAGCUUUGGCUCGUUUAAGCGAUAUCAAAGCGAGCUCGAGCCGAUAUUUUAGCUUGUUUGAGAUUGUUCUCAAAAUAGCUUGAGCCGAGUCGAGCUUUGAAUUUUACUCACGAGCCGAGCUCGAGCUCAAAUAUGUAGCCCGGCUCGUUUACACCUCAGUCAUCGCCAGAACUCUUCCCAGCCGGCGGUCAACUCUCCCUCCCCGCUGCACUCCGCCACAGUUGCUGCCUCAGACCACCGUACUUUACCAUCUUGAAUUCUUGAUCCACUCAGUCACUUAUAAAACCUAUAUUGCAAAUCAAAGGCAAAAGUUUUCAGGUAAUUCAUACAUCUGAUUAUUUCUAUCUAUCACCAUUUCCUCAUUAUAUCUGUCAUCAUGUAAAACAUUGCCCUGUUAAUUCAUAAUCAUAUUUUAAACUUAUUUUAGUUAAGAUCCAUUGGAGAUUAGGGUUCUUAUCAUUGCAAAGGUUAUUAUUUGUGUUACUGUAAUGAUAAAAACCCAAAUUAUAACCUUUGCAAAGGUUAGUAUUAUUUUGAAAAGUAAAAAGUAAGACAAAUCAAAAAUUGCACUAAGAGAAAGGCUGUUCAUCGUGAUGUCUCUAGUGCCAAGUUUGUUGUUUUCUGUUCCUAUGAUAUUAGUUACUACCUGCACGACAGUCGGAGGUCAUUGUUACCAUCUUAAAAUUGCACUUCCAGGUAGGCGAUCAUGAUUUAUUUUGACCCUUUUGUGCACCUUGAUUCAUGAUAUUGUGAAAGAGUGAGCAAGUGUACACACUGUUUGGAAGAAUUCACUUCCAGGUAGACUUGUUUAUAGAUAAACAGUUUAGUUUAUAGGUUAUUACCGUGACAGUGUGGCAAUAGGAGCGUUUGCUGCAAUGGAAAAGGGUAUUUUGGUAAGUUGCUCUGCGGGUAACGCGGGGCCCACUUCGUACAGUUUAUCCAACGUGUCAC